AUGCCGCGGAGGAAAGGAAAGGCAUCUGAACACAAGGAUCAGCUCUCCAGGCUGAAGGACAGAGAUCCUGAGUUCUACAAGUUUUUGGAGGAAAACGAUCGCGCGUUGCUGGAUUUUGAUGCCUCCGACAGUUCUGAUGAGGAGGAGCCACUGCACAGACCCCCUGAUACACUGGAGGAAGCAAGUGAUGAAGAUGAUGAAGAAGAGGAAGAACAAGAAAAAGUCAAAAAGAAGAGAGAUUCUUUCAUCACUGUGAGCCUGAAAAUGGUUGAAAACUGGAAAAAAGCUGCAGAGAGAAAUCUGACACCAAGGCUCUUCCAUGAAAUCACUCAAGCCUAUAAAGCAGCUGUAGCAACCACCAAAGGAGACAGUGAGGGUGAUCCCAGCAAGUUCCAAGUGACUGAUACUGCAGUGUUCAAUGCCCUUGUGUCCUUCUGUAUCCGGGACCUCUUCCACUACCUGCAGGAGCUGCUGCUUCCCAGGGCCCCAAAGAAGAAAGCAAAGCUGGUUCUCCCUUCCACCAGCCCACUCUGGGGCAAACUGCGACUGGACGUAAAAGCGUACCUUGGCUGUACCAUACAACUCCUGUCCUGUUUGACAGAAGCCUCGGUGGGUGCAGCAGUGCUCCAGCACGUCAACUCCAUCGUGCCUUAUUAUUUAUCCUUCCCAAAGCAGUGCCGUGCCCUUCUCAAGCAAACAAUUACUUUGUGGAGCACAGGUGAGGAAACAGUGAGAGUCCUGGCCUUCCUUGUGCUGAACAAGUUCUGCCGCUACAGGAAGGAGGUUUACCUGAGUCCCUUGCUCAAGCAAAUGUACAUUGCCUUUGUGAAGAACUCCAGGUUCACCUCUCCCAACGUCCUGCCCAUGAUCAACUUCAUGCAGCGCACCCUGACAGAGAUGUUUGCCCUGGACACCCACACCUCCUACCAGCACGCCUUCAUCUACAUCCGCCAGCUCGCCAUCCACCUGCGCAGCGCCAUGACCAUCAAGAAGAAGGAGAACUUCCAGUCUGUUUAUAACUGGCAGUAUAUCCACUGCCUGUAUUUCUGGUGCCGUGUUCUCAGCACAAUCUAUCCCAGUGAGGUCAUGGAGCCCUUGAUCUAUCCUUUGACACAGGUCAUCAUUGGCUGUAUAAAGCUGGUACCAACGAACCGUUUCUACCCUCUGCGCAUGCACUGCAUCCGUGCCCUUACCCUGCUGUCUGAGAACACCAGGACCUUCAUCCCAGUGUUGCCAUUUAUCCUGGAGGUCUUCCAACAAGUGGAUUUCAACAAGAAGCCAGGGCGAAUGAGUUCCAAGCCCAUAAACUUCGCCGUGAUCUUGAAGCUUUCCAAUGCCAACCUGCAGGAAAAGGCCUUCAGAGAUGGACUCAUUGACCAGCUCUAUGACCUGAUGCUUGAGUAUCUCCACAGCCAAGCCCACAGCAUUGGGUUCCCAGAGCUGGUUCUGCCCACUGUCAUUCAGCUGAAAUCCUUCCUGAAGGAGUGCAAGGUUGCCAACUACUGCAGGCCCAUCCGGCAGCUCCUGGAGAAGCUGCAGGAAAACUCUGCCUACAUCUCCAGCAAGCGCCAGAGAGCCGCCUUCGGCGUGGCCAGCAGGGAGGCUGUGGAACAAUGGGAGAAGCAGGUCAAAGAGGAGGGGACACCUCUGACCAAGUAUUACACUCAGUGGAAGAAGCUGAGAGAGAAGGAGAUACAACUGGAAAUCAGUGGCAAAGAAAGGCUUGAAGACUUGAACUUCCCAGAAAUCAAGCGCAAGAAGCCCGAUGAAAGAAAGGAGGAAGAUAAGAAGGAAUUCAAGGACCUCUUCGAGAUGGACAGUGACUCUGAUGAGGAGAACAGUGGAUUCUCUGUAAAAGGUAAAGGCAAAGCCAAGCAGGCAUCAGAUGACAGCUCAGAAGAGAGCAGCAAGGAGUAUGGUGAGGAUGAUGAUGACGAAGAAGGAAGUUAUGAAAUCGAGGAGGACGAGGAAGAACUGGGAGAGGACAGUGAGUCAGAUGAGGAAGGCAGGGAAGGUGCUCAGGAUUCCCAAGGGCCACGGAAGCAGAGGAGCUGCCCCCGAGGGAUGUCACGCUCCGACCUGGAACAGCUCGCCCAGGGCGGGGAGGACAUCGUGGAGGACCUGGCCUUCUCAGAUGAUGACUGAGCUCCCUCACAGCCUCCCCUCCACGCUGAUCCCUUACAGACUGGAUUCCCUGAGCCUCCAGCACCUGGAGCAGGGGGUAAGAGCCGGGAACACGGCAGGUGGGAGCCCCAAGUGCCACCGAGGACUUGCUCAGUGACGUGGCGGAGACGCAAUUUGGGACUCUCAAGCUUUUUCUACCAGUUAUGUUUUUGGUAACAAUAAAACUGUGGUCACGUCAA
Messenger RNA from Manacus vitellinus (golden-collared manakin), 2363 nucleotides. RefSeq names its product NOC2 like nucleolar associated transcriptional repressor (gene NOC2L). The transcript has 18 exons. NCBI's taxonomy places the organism in Eukaryota, Metazoa, Chordata, Aves, Passeriformes, Pipridae. The coding region runs from base 1 to 2145 and encodes 714 amino acids. Gene Ontology annotation, molecular function: histone binding; transcription corepressor activity. Gene Ontology annotation, biological process: negative regulation of transcription by RNA polymerase II; ribosomal large subunit biogenesis. Gene Ontology annotation, cellular component: nucleolus; nucleoplasm; Noc2p-Noc3p complex. The record is from RefSeq and is a predicted model, not a curated record.